UGCCUGCCCUCUGCUGCAGCUCCCCCAUCCGCUCUGUCUCGAGAGAGAGCUGGGUUAACGCAGGCCCAAUACAACAUGAAGCCCACCGUGGUCAGCAUCUGUGGAGUCUAGCAUAGUUGGCUGCAGCAAGGGAUGCUCCGUAAGGCGGUGGCCUUGGCCUCUAGAAGGGGCUGUGGUGGGCUUCCAGGGAGGGGUGGACUCAGCUGGAAAGAAUUUUGGAACGUGGCUCUCUUUUGGAUCUGAUGGGGGGUCCCUUGUUCCAAAGUGAUUCCCUAUACGUGGUGAGUCCCCAAAAUGGCUUUUCUGUCUUCCCUCUGCCUCCCAUGGUGCUCCUAUAAGCACCCAAGUAGAGACAGCCUAGUCUGUUCAUUGAGGGUGCAGUCAAUGCACCCUUCGUAAUGAGCACCAAGGUGAUGAGUUUAAAAUCCGAAAAGUUGUUGAUUAUGUUUGCUUCCCAGCCCCGCUAGUGGUUUGUGUUGAAUGUAAACAUCAUGAGGGAAUAGGUUGAAGUCUGUACCCACUCCCUCCCUCUCCCGUUCAACAAACCCCAAACGCCUGUCUGUCUCCUCCUCCCUGAAAUCAGGAAGGGAUCUUUUGAUUUCUUCUCUGUUCUUUUCCCUAAUGUGUCUUUGGCAGUGAUCAUUGGAGUAUUACAAUCUCACUGCCUGGUUUAGCAUAGACCCUGGGGCCUGGAGGGAAGUCAGACCGGACAUCAGUGCCCCAACUGAAUAAUCUGUGUCACUAGGGCUUUGAGCCCAGGAUGUGAGCGGAGGCAAUUCCCGGUUUUGGAAGAAACUCAGACAGGAAACCAGUGCUAGGAAGAAGGAAGAGAACUCAGUCCAGCAGAGUGUAAUAGGGCCUCAUUACCGAAGCAAAAAGCAGCUGUUGGCUAAUUCCUAGCAUGCUGUAACACAUGAGUAUUUUGCAAUUAGCAAUAACCAGUGCACGGGGUUUCGCAUAGACGCCUGCCCAUUCGGCCCGGCAGUGUGUGAGGCGCCUUUCAAACCGGAGGGAUUGGCAAGAAAUUCCGGGUAGAUAUGCCUGGCUCAGGCAGUGCAUUCAUCCCCACCAUCAAUGCCAUCACGACCAGCCAGGACCUGCAGUGGAUGGUGCAGCCCACAGUGAUCACCUCCAUGUCCAACCCGUACCCUCGCUCGCACCCCUACAGCCCCCUGCCGGGCCUGGCCUCUGUCCCUGGACACAUGGCCCUCCCAAGACCUGGCGUGAUCAAGACCAUUGGCACCACCGUGGGCCGCAGGAGGAGAGAUGAGCAGCUGUCUCCUGAAGAGGAGGAGAAGCGUCGCAUCCGGCGGGAGAGGAACAAGCUGGCUGCAGCCAAGUGCCGGAACCGACGCCGGGAGCUGACAGAGAAGCUGCAGGCGAUUGGUCCCUGGCAGGUUGCUGUCCCUCACAUCCCUCUCUUUCCGUGGCAGGAGACAGAGGAGCUGGAGGAGGAGAAGUCAGGCCUGCAGAAGGAGAUUGCUGAGCUGCAGAAGGAGAAGGAGAAGCUGGAGUUCAUGUUGGUGGCUCACGGCCCAGUGUGCAAGAUUAGCCCUGAGGAGCGCCGAUCGCCUCCAGCCCCUGGGCUACAGCCCAUGCGCAGUGGGAGUGGCUCGGUGGGCGCUGUAGUGGUGAAACAGGAGCCCCUGGAAGAGGACAGCCCCUCGUCCUCGUCGGCGGGGCUGGACAAGGCCCAGCGCUCUGUCAUCAAGCCCAUCAGCAUUGCUGGGGGCUUCUACGGCGAGGAGCCCCUGCACACCCCCAUCGUGGUGACCUCCACACCUGCUGUCACUCCGGGCACCUCGAACCUCGUCUUCACCUAUCCUAGCGUCCUGGAGCAGGAGUCACCCGCAUCUCCCUCCGAAUCCUGCUCCAAGGCUCACCGCAGAAGCAGUAGCAGCGGGGACCAAUCAUCAGACUCCUUGAACUCCCCCACUCUGCUGGCUCUGUAACCCAGCGCACCUCCCUCCCCAGCUCCGGAGGGGGUCCUCCUCGCUCCUCCUUCCCAGGGACCAGCACCUUCAAGCGCUCCAGGGCCGUGAGGGCAAGAGGGGGACCUGCCAGGGAGCUUCCUGGCUCUGGGGGACCCAGGUGGGACUUAGCAGUGAGUAUUGGAAGACUUGGGUUGAUCUCUUAGAAGCCAUGGGACCUCCUCCCUCAUUCAUCUUGCAAGCAAAUCCCAUUUCUUGAAAAGCCUUGGAGAACUCGGUUUGGUAGACUUGGACAUCUCUCUGGCUUCUGAAGAGCCUGAAGCUGGCCUGGACCAUUCCUGUCCCUUUGUUACCAUACUGUCUCUGGAGUGAUGGUGUCCUUCCCUGCCCCACCACGCAUGCUCAGUGCCUUUUGGUUUCACCUUCCCUCGACUUGCCCCUUCCCUCCCCCAGCGUCAGUUUCACUCCCUCUUGGUUUUUAUCAAAUUUGCCAUGACAUUUCAUCUGGGUGGUCUGAAUAUUAAAGCUCUUCAUUUCUGGAGAUGGGGCAGCAGGUGACUCUUCUGCUGGGGCUGACUUGUCCAGAAGGGGACAAAGUGCAAUACAGAGCCUUCCCUACCCUGACGCCUCCCAGUCAUCAUCUCCAGAACUCCCAGCGGGGCUCCCUGAGCUCUCAAGGAGAUGCUGCCAUCACUGGGAGGCUCAGAGGACCCCUCCUGCCCACCUUCGGAGACGGCUUCUGGAGGAACGGCUUGGCCAGAAGACAGGGUGUGAGUGAGACAGUGGGGCACAGGUUGGGUUUGCCAAACGCCUAAUUACCAGGCCAGGAAUCAUGCCAACAAAGCCACACGGGUGUCCUAGCCAGCUUCCCUUCACCUGGUGUCUUGAGUAGGGCGUCUCCUGUAAUUACUGCCUUGCCAUUCUGCCCCUGGACCCUUCUCUCCGGACCAGGGAGGCAUCCCUCCCUAGGAGCCACACAUUAUACUCCAAGUCCCUGCCGGGCUCCGCCUUUCCCCCACCCUGGCUCUCAGGGUGACGCCACCCACAGAGAUUUAAUGAGCGUGGGCCUGGACCUUCCCCAGAUGCUGCCAGGCAACCCCUCCCCAAGCCUCAAAGAAGCAUUUGCCGAGGAUGGAGAGGCAGGGGAGGGAGGCGGGAGGCCGUCACUGGAGUGGUGUCUGCAGCAGCUGCUGCCCCAGCACCCGCUCAGCCUGUCCUGGCUGCUCACCUCCCCACAGGGCGCCGGGCCUUUCCUGCCCUCUGUGGUCAUCUGCCACCUGCUGGAUCAAGUGCUUUCUCUUUUACACUCCCGUGUCCCCACCCCAGUGCGCUCUUCUGGCCCAGGCAGCAAGCAAGCUGUGAGCAGCUGGCCUGAGCUGUCGCUGUGGCUUGUGGCUCAUGCGCCAUUCCUAGUUGUCUGUUGAAUCUUUCUGGCUGCUGGAAUUGGAGAUAGGAUGUUUUGCUUCCCACUGCAGGAGAGCUGCCCCCUUUCACGGGGUUGGGGAAGGGUCCCCCUGACCUCCAGCAGGAGCACAGCUCAGCAGGGUCCCUGCUGCCCACCCCUCUGAGCCUUUUCUCCCCAGGGUAUGGCUCCUGCUGAGUUUCUUGUCCAGCAGGGCCUUGACAGGAAUCCAGGGAGUAGCUCCUGGCCAGAACCAGCCUCUGCGGGGCUUGUGCUCUGCAAAGACUCUGCUGCUGGGGAUUCAGCUCUAGAGGUCACAGUAUCCUCGUUUGAAAGAUCAAUUAAGAUCCCCCGUGGAGAAAGCAGUGACACAUUCACACAGCUGUUCCCUCGCAUGUUAUUUCAUGAACAUGACCUGUUUUCGUGCACUAGACACACAGAGUGGAACAGCCGUAUGCUUAAAGUACAUGGGCCAGUGGGACUGGAAGUGACCUGUACAAGUGAUGCAGAAAGGAGGGUUUCAAAGAAAAAGGAUUUUGUUUAAAAUACUUUAAAAAUGUUAUUUCCUGCAUCCCUUGGCUGUGAUGCCCCUCUCCGGUUUCCCAGGGGCUCUGGGAGGGACCCUUCUAAGAAGAUUGAGCAGUUGGGUUUCUGGCUUGAGAUGAAUCCAAGCAGCAGAAUGAGCCAGGAGUAGCAGGAGAUGGGCAAAGAAAACUGGGGUGCACUCAGCUCUCACAGGGGUAAUCAUCUCAAGUGGUAUUUGUAGCCAAGUGGGAGCUAUUUUCUUUUUUGUGCAUAUAGGUAUUUCUUAAAUGAAGCUGCUUUCUUGUCUUUUAUUUCUAAAAGCCCCCUUAUACCCCACUUUGUGCAGCAAAGAUCCCCGUGCAGGUCACAGCCUGAUUUGUGGCCAGGCUGGACAAAUUCUUGAGGCACAACUUGGCUUCAGUUCAGAUUUCAAGCUGUGUUGGUGUUGGGACCAGCAGAAGGCAAAUGUCCAGCCAACACUCAGGACUGUAAGAGGACUCUGAGCUACGUUCCCUGUGAAGACCCCCAGGCUUUGUCAUAGGAGGUCGUUCAGCUUCCCCAAAGUCAGAGGUGAUUUGAUUUGGGGAAGAUUGAAUAUUCACACCUAAGUCGUGAGCAUAUCCUGAGUUUUACUUCCUUAUGGCUUGCCCUCCAAGUUCUCUCUCUCAUACACACACACACCCUUGCUCCAGAAUCACCAGACACCUCCAUGGCUCCAGCUAUGGGAACAUCUGCACUGGGGCUGCCUUUGUGUUUGGCUUAGGAACUUCUGUGCUUCUCGUGGCUCCACUUGCGAGGCAGCUCGGAGGUGUGGACUCCGAUUGGGCUGCAGGCAGCUCUGGGACGGCACAGGGCGGGCACUCUGAUCAGCUCGUGUAAAACACACCGUCUUCUUGGCCUCCUGGCCAGUCUUUCUGCGAAUAGUCCUCUCCCUGGCCAGUUGAAUGGGGGAAGCUGCUGGCACAGGAAGGAGAGGAGAUCCCGGCUGAGGCUUAGGAAAUUGCUGGAGCCGGCUUCAAGCAGAGAAUUCACUGGGGAGGUUUUCAGAGUCAAACAUCAUUCUGCCUGUGUUGGGGGCCAGGUGUGUCACACAAGCAUCUCAGUCAAAAGCCGUCUGGGGCUGCUGCUUCUCUUUCUCAGGCUUUGGGGAAAGGAAUCUCCCUCUCCUCUCACUUGAUUCCAAGUGUGGUUGAAUUGUCUGGAGCACUGGGACUUUUUUUCUCCUUUCCUUGAUGGACCAACAGUGCAAAUGCAAUCUCGCCAUUUAACUUUCAGGUCGAUUUCCUUUCCUGAUCAGACAUCUUUGUGCCCCCUUUAGGAAGGAAAAGAAUACACCUACUAUGUGCCAGGCACUGUGUUAGGCGCUUUUAUAUAGAUCCUCGUUAGGAUGAGACUAAGGGAUGAGGACAUCUCUUUAUAAAAGGCCCCUAAGUAAUGGAUAAACAGAAAUGCUUAGAGGUGAGAAGGUCUGUCUUCAAGAUCCAAGGUAAGAUUGCCUUCAGUCUGAUGUUUGUUCUCGAGGACUUAUCCCUACAAUAUUCUCCCACUCCAUACUUCUCCUUCUACCCCACCAUGUGCUCCCGUGCACUCCUCAGAUGGUCAGAGGGGUAACCCAAGUCCUUAGAGAAUUUGGGGACCAAUAGAAUAUGUGAUGUGUGAAUUUUCUUUAAAAAACUUAAGGAGUCUUUGCUACCUUCUGCUUGUUGAGUUGUUUUGGCAUUCAUAUUAAAAGCCAGCAUCUCACUAUUUAUUGACAGGUUGGGCUGUGUGUGUGCGCAUGUGUGUAUACAUUUCCAGGCGUGCCUGUGUCCUGUAGCUUUUUAAAAGGAAACCCAGUCAUCCCACUAUGAAUCUGGCAUCUUCUUAUGCUUCUAGUGUUUUGGCCAUACAUCAACCAAGGGGUUUAAUUUAUCCAAUGCUUGACGACAUGUUCAGGAGGGGCUGGAUCAAAUUUUGAGAGGGUUAUGGGAAAGGGAGGGGGAGAAGAAAUUGACAUUUAUUUUAUUAUUUAUUUUAAAUGUUUACAUCUUCUUUAUGUUCUAUCAAGCCUGAAUAGAAACUGAUAGCAUUAAAACACUCCGUUCCUCUCUCUCUUCUCGCUUCCUUUUUUUUUUUUUUUUUUAAUUUAGGAUAACACAUUUUUGUUUCUAAAGUGAUUUGUGAUUUGUGCUGUAUAAACUGUAUAAAAGGUUCUGUUUUUAAAGGUGGAUUUUCAUUCCUCUGGGGACAGUGGUCGCCAAGACAUCUACAUUGUAAGAGAACACAGUGGAAGAUCCUGUCCUGAUUCUCAAAAAUUAUUUUCUCUGUAUGAUUAAAAGUUUAUUCCAUUUAUUUUAGUUUGUGUUUACUUGAUUUUGAGGAAGAAAAUAUUUGACUUUGUGUAAAGAGUAGGGUAUCAGGGUGUCUUUUCUGCCGUGGGAGAUGUGUAUAUAUAUAGUAUUUUGGUGUAUAGUAGAAAAUAAGCUUUGUGCAUCUGUAUUUGAGAUAUGUUAAUGACGUGGAGUAAAGUCAGCUGUAAGACUCUGGAGGCAAACAAGUUGUAUAUGGUUCAUAUGGCUCUAUGGGGAAUUUAAUUACCUUUCUGGGCACUUUUUUUUUUUUUUUAAAGUAAUGGUGAAAUGGUCCCAUUGGAGAGUCUCCUAAAUAGACCUUCCAGGCAGAACCGCAAGCUCAAAAUCUUUGUAUAGUUUUGAAAAUUGAGGAGUAGCUUUGUUUGGAAGCGUUUCUGGUGGUGGUUUUUGUUGUUGUUGUUGUUUUGUUGUUUUACUAUAUGUAAUACAAGCCUACAGUAUUUGCACUAAAGAAAGCUUGUUAGAAGAAGCUUGCUGCUAUGGAAGAAAGAACAUAUUAAAACUUCUUUCCCUUGCGAUUUUUUUGGGGGAGGGGGGUUAGCAUUUCCACUUUCAGUUGAGUAGCAUUUUGUAGAAUAAAAUGAAUUAAGAUUGAA
This is a messenger RNA of Gorilla gorilla gorilla (western lowland gorilla), 6805 nucleotides long. RefSeq names its product FOS like 2, AP-1 transcription factor subunit (gene FOSL2). Gene Ontology annotation, biological process: regulation of transcription by RNA polymerase II. NCBI's taxonomy places the organism in Eukaryota, Metazoa, Chordata, Mammalia, Primates, Hominidae. Gene Ontology annotation, cellular component: nucleus. The coding region runs from base 1038 to 1952 and encodes 304 amino acids. Gene Ontology annotation, molecular function: DNA-binding transcription factor activity, RNA polymerase II-specific; RNA polymerase II cis-regulatory region sequence-specific DNA binding. The record is from RefSeq and is a predicted model, not a curated record. The transcript is spliced from 4 exons.